Messenger RNA from Dentiscutata heterogama, 1344 nucleotides. The record is from the annotation of a GenBank genome assembly. NCBI's taxonomy places the organism in Eukaryota, Fungi, Glomeromycota, Glomeromycetes, Diversisporales, Gigasporaceae.
AUACCUAUUGAUUUAAAUAUACGUAACGUAAAAAAUGAAUUAUAUACAAUUGGAAUAACAGUACCUUUAAGAAAAUUUGAUAUUGAAAUUGAUACAAUAACUGCUAGGAUGAUAAAUGAAUUAAAAGAAAAAUACCUACAUCCUGAGGGUAUUUUCACACGAUGGUUGGGUACAUUAAAUAUGGUAAAGAAAAGUAAUGAGAGAUAUUUCGUAGAUACAAAACAAACUAAAUUAGAUGAUGAUAAAGAAGAUGAAAUAACUAAAGCAGUGUAUAAUCAACUAAGGCCCAUAUUAGAAAAUAGCACAUUAAUGAGUCCUGAAGAAGUAUUAAAGAAGUGGCACAUAGCAUAUAGUUGGAGUUUCCCAUAUAGGUUUUUAGAUGGUAAUGAAAAUAUGUUGCGUCGAAAGUAUUUAGAAGGUGAUAUAGCUAUUCCUAGUGUUAGCCACGUAUUUUUAAAAGACAAAGUCCUAAAAUUAUCAAAAGUGGAAAUAGAAGAAAAGAUUAGAAGCAUAAUUGCAAUGGAUCCUUUGACUUACUUUAAUGGCAUGUUGGUGAAUAGGUGUCAAAAUAAAAAUUUUGAUCCUAUGAAUGGGUGUGCAAUUGGAAUGUCCAGUAUACAUGCCAUUCCUCCACUUAUCUUUGAACAACAUAGAUCUUAUAAAGUAUAUUUACAAAUGGAUAUUACAUCUAUGGACUUGACUAUGAGUUAUAAUUAUAUACGAAUAUUAAUGAAAAUUCGUAUUUACUUAUGGACAUUAUAUGAUGGUGAAGUAAAGAUGAAACAUAGAGGUCAUUCUACUGGGCAGAGUACCAUUAGUCCUGAUAAUACAAUAUAUUGUUUAACUCUUUUUGUUGAAGCUUGGAAAGAAUUAACUGGAAUGCUAGCAGCAGAUUUUUUUAAAUAUAAUAAAAUUACAGCUUAUGGAGAUGAUAAUGUCCUAAGUAGCAACUGUUUCAAUGAUAAGUGGAAUGAAAAUACAUUAUGUGACUAUUUUGCCCAAAAAGGAAUUAGUCUAAGAUUGGAGAAUAAAUCAGAAGGUCUAGAAAGAGUAGAGUUCUUAAGUAAGAUAUAUUCAGAUAGUGAAAAACAAUUAGAAGAAGUCCUUAAGUACGUACCUGACUAUGCCUGCAAGGUGACUUAUAAACAUAAUCGAGAUAAGCUUUUAAUGAAAUUUGAUGAUAUAAAAAAAAAUCCAAAAAAAAAUAAGACUUAUUUGCUUGAGCGCAUUGUUGGUUUAGCCAAUAAUUGUGCCCAUUAUCUGGAUAUCUAUGAAAUCUGUGUUAAAUAUUAUAAUGAAUUAAUAGAAGCAUAUUAUAGUCAUAUAAAAGCAAUAAGGAAAUGA